Messenger RNA from Mesitornis unicolor (brown roatelo), 298 nucleotides. RefSeq names its product serine/threonine-protein phosphatase 4 catalytic subunit-like. Gene Ontology annotation, biological process: peptidyl-serine dephosphorylation; double-strand break repair via homologous recombination. Gene Ontology annotation, molecular function: protein serine/threonine phosphatase activity. Gene Ontology annotation, cellular component: cytoplasm; nucleus. The record is from RefSeq and is a predicted model, not a curated record. Lineage: Eukaryota; Metazoa; Chordata; Aves; Mesitornithiformes; Mesitornithidae.
GUGCGGUACCCGGACCGGAUCACGCUGAUCCGGGGCAACCACGAGAGCCGCCAGAUCACGCAGGUCUACGGCUUCUACGACGAGUGCCUGCGCAAGUACGGCUCCGUCACCGUGUGGCGCUACUGCACCGAGAAAAACUACCUCAGCCUCUCCGCCAUCAUCGACGGCAAGAUCUUCUGCGUGCACGGGGGCCUGUCGCCCUCCAUCCAGACCCUGGACCAGAUCCGCACCAUCGACCGCAAGCAGGAGGUGCCCCACGACGGCCCCAUGUGCGACCUCCUCUGGUCCGACCCCGAGG